Messenger RNA from Misgurnus anguillicaudatus (oriental weatherfish), 4248 nucleotides. NCBI's taxonomy places the organism in Eukaryota, Metazoa, Chordata, Actinopteri, Cypriniformes, Cobitidae. The record is from RefSeq and is a predicted model, not a curated record.
CAAAGCGACAGCAGCAAGUAUGCGGAGCUACUUGUCUUCGGCUACGCCUGUAAGCUGUUCCGGGACGAUGAGAGGGCUGGCUACCACGAUCAGGGCAAACACCUUAUCCCAUGGAUGGGGGACAAGAAGAUCAUGAUCGAUAGGUCGGUUUUACAAACCUAAUGGGAAUAAUUACUUAACCAACUUAAUGUCUUCCAAAGGGGACCUUGGAUGUUGUUGUUUUGCUGCACAGGAGGAGCUCAUGGCAUUGUGUGAUGUUUACAUUGCAAAAAAUGAAUAAAGGAUACUUGACAGAUGACAGACUUAAGAUUUUGGAUUUUUGUAAGAGGAAAAUGCAAUGAAGAAUGCUUGUUAGAAGUUAGUGAAGGGUGUUUGGAUGCAGAGUGCAGGCCCUAGGACAAAUAGGACAUAAUAAUAAAAGUCCAACGUGACGUGAAUAUCAUUUGUGUCAUGUAGUGUUAUCAAAAUUUAUGUAGUAAUAAUAAAGAUAAUAAUAUGGGUCCAAUGUCCUGGGCAUGUGAGAUCUCUGCUUCUUAGCACUUUGGUGAAUUUGUUGUUGUCACUGCAGGUGCAAACAGCAAAUUCAAUUGAGGGUAAACUGUAAAUUAGUCUGUGCAUUAAGGUGGUUCAUGCAUACAUUAUACUUUCCUCUGUGAAUCCAUUCCUAUUUAUGCAUAGAUCCAGUUCUAACUCUGUUCUCUUGCAGGAUGGGAUUUGGAAAUGUGCAGUCGUUUUUCUCCCUUAUUUUAAUUUUUUGCACUUUUUUCUUCAAAAAAUGAAAGUUGCUUUCAAAACCAUGCGAAAGUCAGAGGUUUUCACUGAGCCACCUUAAUUUGCAUUGAUCUGUUUCUUGUUUCCAAUGUGUAUGUGUGUGUCUCUCUAUCACGUAAUCCAGAACUUAUUUCCUCAGCAAUUAAGGCUAAGGGGUCCUGCCAGGCCCCUAUUGCCACCUCAUCGCCCACUUCUCUCUUUUGCCGAAGAAACUGGAACUGAGAAGUGGAAAACAGGAGCGAGCGCAGGAAAAUUUCCUCCGUAUGGGUUCUUACGGAUAGGUACGAUGGCCGCGGUCAUUUACAUGACCUUUCGGAAUAUGAUGCGGGCUCGUGGAAUCACGAUUACCAGCUGUCAGAGGAAGAGGCCAGGAUAGAGGCUUUAUGCGAUGAGGAGCGGUACCUUGCCAUGCACACCGAUCUUUUGGAAGAAGAAGCACGGCAGGAGGAAGAGUAUAAAAGGCUGAGUGAGGCUUUGGCUGAUGAAGGCACCUACAAUGCAGUGGCUUUCCGGUACAGCGCGGACUACUACGACCCCUCCCAACCCACUGAGGAAGAAGAAGCCAACAAAGAAACAGAUCAAGAGACACAGGAGGAGGAGAGUGAAGAGCCAUUUGUGGCGCCCCCUGGCCUUAGCAUUCCUCCAGAUGUAGAGCUGCCCGCGACCACCAAAACGCACGCCAUCAUCGAGCGCACUGCCAACUUUGUGUGCAAGCAGGGGGCUCAGUUUGAAAUUGUGCUGAAGGCAAAGCAGUCCGGGAAUUCCCAGUUUGACUUCCUGCGGUUCGACCAUUACCUGAACCCAUACUACAAGCACAUUCUGCGAGCUAUGAAGGAGGGAAGGUACACACCAGCUUCAGAGAACAAGCAGGACAAGUCACAAGACUCAAAUUCUGACAACUCGGAUGACGAUGAUGGCGAUGGAAACUACCUCCACCCGAGUCUAUGUGCUUCUAAGAAAAGCUCUCGCCUGGAAGAGAUAAUAAAGCCUCUGCAGGUCAUUGACCCGGAUCACCCGUUGGCAGCGCUGGUUCGAAAAGCCAAACAGGAGAGAAAUGGUGCUGUAGCCAAAGUGGAAGAAGAGCAGCAACCUACAGCAGCAGCCGCACAGGCAGAAUACAGCUCUGACCCUAACAUGGCGGCAAUGUACUACGGCUACUGUAUGCUCCCCGACGGUACGUACUGCCUGGCCCCGCCUCCUCCUGGGAUCGAUGCCAGUGCCUAUUAUACCUCAAUGCCCACUAGCAUGAUGCCAGCACCUUCUGCAUCAGCGGCUCCUCCUCCACCUCCCGGCACCACACCCACAUUGGAUCCUGUGGCCGCAAUCCCAUCAGUCCCUGCUGCAGUUCCUGUCACAGUGACGGCUCCUACCUCUGCCACCUAUUCGGCUCCCACAGGCCCUUCUGCUUCCAGCUCUCGGCCUCAACAAACCACCAUUGCCCCACCGGCGACUGUCGCUGCUCCUGUCGCUGCCAUCAUCCCCCCGCCUCCCGAUAUACAGCCUGUCAUUGACAAACUAGCUGAGUACGUGGCCAGAAACGGGGUGAAAUUCGAGACCAGCGUGCGUGCCAAAAACGAUCCCCGAUUUGACUUCCUGCAGUCCUGGCACCAGUACAACUCCUAUUAUGAGUUCAAAAAGCACUAUUUCAUGCAGAAAGAAGGUCUGAAUGUGCAGGAGGGUGCCCUGGUUUACAACAGUGGGGAGGACGGCACAUCCAACUUCUCUUCCGACAAGCAGUCCAACGAGGGCAAGCUCAUUAAAGCAUCCUUUGCGCCCAUCUGCUUCGCAAUAAAGUCUAAAGAAAACGACAUGCUGCCCCUGGAAAAGAAUCGCGUGCGGUUGGACGACGACUCUGAUGAGGAUGGGAUGAAGGGAGAGGGGCAAGAGGGGAUAGAGUUGGCGACCGGAAUGUCGGAGGAUGCCAGAGACCUUCCUCACCCUCCAUUGCUUGAGGAGAAGAAACCAACACUCUCUCAGGAAGAGCUGGAGGCCAAACAAGCCAAACAGAAGCUGGAGGAUCGGUUGGCCGCAGCAGCUCGAGAGAAGCUGGCCCAGGCGUCUAAAGAGUCUAAGGAGAGGCAGCUUCAGGCUGAACGCAAGAGGAAAGCCGCUCUCUUUCUGCAAACUCUGCGUGGUCCUGAGGCUGAGGUAAAGCGACCUGAGGAGACUCCAACUGAGGUUUGUCCACUGGUGUCGGCUCUUCCCGUAAGCGCUCUCUCUCAACACACGUCUCGCAUACCGGGCCUUGACUACCAGGUUGUGGAAACCGCACAGGCGAGGAGCACAGAUGGCCAGGCUUCUUACCUGACCACCACUUCAACCUCCUCACGCAGGCCAGAUGGGGACAGAGAUCAAGAACGGGACAAGAAAAAGAAGAAACACAAGAGAAGAUCACGGUCCAGGUCUCGUUCAGGGUCCAGAUCAAAAUCUACAUCCAAGCACUCUUUACCCAGUGCCUACCGGUCCUACAGGAGAUCCAGGUCUCAGUCUCGUUCCCCCGGCCGAAGGGAUCGUCGCGCUCGCUCACCGGAAAGAAAACGUGAUGAGAGGGAGAAGGAGAGUUAUGGCACAAGUGCCUAUCGCCUUGGCAGUAACCCAGGCCUGAGCCGGAGGCGCUCCCGUUCAAGAUCGCCCCAUGAGAAGAGGAAGAAGAGUUCAAAGUCUUCGCACCGUUUGAAGGGUUCUUCAUGUUCACCCUCAGCAUCUCCUGACAGAGGUGGAGCAAUGACCAGAGUCUCUGCAAGCCCCUCCCCCACCGCAAGCCCCACCCCCAGCUUAGGGCAGUCCAGGGAUGGAUCUCAGGAGAAAGACAAGCCAGUACCACCAACUAUUGUCUCUGCAGUUCAAUCCAAAAUCACUCAGGACCUCAUGGCUAAAGUUCGGGCUAUGCUUGCUGCCUCCAAAGGCCUUCAGCCGAACUCCUCCUGAGAGAGCUCCCAGCAUCCAAACAGGACUCUCAUCCAGACGCCUGGGAUGUUUUUAGCCUUUACCGUUUGCCUGUUUGGACCUUGUCUCUGUAAGAUGUUUUUAUUUUGCCUCCAGAUCAGCAUUAGGCACAGAGGCUAACUUUAUGUUUAAGGUGGAGAUCGACCACAUGGUGGAAACCAAGCAGGUGUGGAAAGAAACAGACCAAACAGCAGAUGGCUGGAGCUACGACCUGCUGUGUGUUUUAGCUGCAAAGCGACAAGAGGAAAGAGAUAGUGAAGCCGUUGAGGUUUAAUUCCUAAAAACAAAUUUGCAUAUCCCCUAAACUCUUUCCUUUGUUAUACGGCUUUAUGCCGGAGGAGCUUCUUUACAUCCUUCUGUGAAGGCUAAUGAUGUUUAUUCUCUCUCUCCUCCAAUCUCCCCUUCAUUUGAAGCUCACAUCUUUGGUUUUGAAGUCUCGGCCUUUGGUUUUUCAUUUCCAAGUUUGUACAGGCCUAAUUUUGCAGCUUCUUUGUAACACGUUUGACUGUCAAUAAAGUUUGAAAUAUCGAA